Talaromyces rugulosus is the source of this 774-nucleotide messenger RNA. RefSeq lists its product as uncharacterized. NCBI's taxonomy places the organism in Eukaryota, Fungi, Ascomycota, Eurotiomycetes, Eurotiales, Trichocomaceae. The record is from RefSeq and is a predicted model, not a curated record. The coding region runs from base 1 to 774 and encodes 257 amino acids. The transcript has 5 exons.
AUGACUUGCUCUGAUUACACAUCAGCCUACGAUCAAUUUGUCCUUUUUGGAGAUUCAAUCACGCAGUUUUCGCAUGAUCCACUCCUGGGAUUUGCAUUUGGGAGUGCCCUUCAGAACGCCUAUGCACGGCGUCUCGAUAUAAUCAACAGAGGUUUUAGCGGAUAUAAUACCGACAAUGCCGUUGUGCUCUUCCCCAAAAUCUUCCCCUCGCCUCAGAAAGCCCGAGUGCGGCUUAUGACUAUAUUCUUCGGCGCCAACGAUGCCGUGCUGGCCCCGUAUGGCCAGCAUGUCCCGCUGGAUCAAUACAAGGAGAACCUCCAGACCAUCCUGGAGCAUCCGUUGACCAAGGCACAAAACCCAAAGAUCAUCAUCAUCACACCUGGGCCAAUCAACGAAUAUCAGCUGCAGUACUUUGAUGCUUCGAAGGGAUUCAACACCCCCAGUCGGACGGCAAACAACACAAAACUAUAUGCGGAUGCAUGCCGCGACGUUGCCAGGUCGCUCGGUCUCCCAGUCGCCGAUCUCUGGACUGCAUUUAUGAAUUAUGCAGGAUGGAAAGAUGGUCAGCCUCUGGUUGGGUCUAGAGAUGCGCCUGCAAACGAGCUUUUAUCGACCCUGUUAACCGAUGGGUUGCAUUUCACCGGCACUGGAUACAAGAUCAUGUACGACGAAGUCAUGAAGGUGCUGCAAGCCACCUGGCCAGAGGAAGACCCAGAAAGACUGCCGAUGGUUUUUCCACACUGGGAGGUGGCUCCCAAGCCAGUGCGUCGUUGA